UGGCUCUCGCCGUAGCCCUGUGCCUCAUCCUCGUGCUUCAUCUCGUCGCUAGCACCUUUGUUGCAAAAAUGGAUCCGCCGAACAUGGCAGACCAUUUUGUUGUUAGUCCGUCGCAUGCAAGCAUCACAGACAGUGCAGUGACCUCAGAUUUAUCAUCCCCCAUAUCCACCAUUCCUUCUGAAAUUCUGCUCAAGAUCUUCUUCCUACUUGGUGAAAAGAGCAAAGAGGACAUCGUGUCUCUAGAUGGCAUCGUCGCUGCCUCCCACGUGUGUCGAUUGUGGAGGGAAGUUGUGCUCAGUUCAGGCGCACUAUGGGGUGCAAACAUCAAUUGGGACGUCGAGUACCCCUUGACGUGGUGGCAGGAAAUUCUCAAGCGCACGGGAGACGCGGAUAUCGACUUCGCAUGCACUACGAGCAGAAGGUACCCUAUGUACGCCUCCAGCCAACAAGGUCGCCGUGUUCCGAACCUCAAGGAUGUAGCUCCCAAACGCAUAAGAUCUAUCCAGCUGUCUAUCCACAGCUACCCGCACUGGUAUGCGCGCGCUAAAACAAUGAUGAACCAAGAAUUAUCUGGCCCCUUCCCAUUCCUCCGAACCCUAUCUCUGACGGUCCAGAGCGGCUCCUACAUCGCAGACAGCACUGCUCGCCUCGACGGUUUCUCCUUUCUGGAGACACACCCUAAAUGGUUGCGCGUUCUCCGACUCAAGGUGUUCAGCUUGGAUUUCAACCACCUUCCUACCUUCCAUAACCUCCGCGAACUGUCCGUCAUCGACAUCAAACACCAACCUCCCACUCUUGGGCAUUGGCUCAACCUCCUCCGCGUGAUGCCUCACCUCGUCGAUCUCACUAUCAAGGGUUCCAUCAGCCCCAGCGCGCCGGCCACCGACGUUGGACAACGCGUAUCACUCCACAAUCUCAACGUCCUCAGUCUCGCGGGGAAAGUGGGAGGGCACGACGGGAUCGACGCUCUCCUUUCCUACAUCGACACACCGCAAGGAUGCAACCUCUACUUCGCGGGUCGCUUAGAGAAGAUGACCGCAACUUUCAACGACGCCGGCGUCGUGGCCUGGUUCGGACGCUGGAAGGACGAAGAUUACAAGGGCCGCACGUUCCACGCUUGCCUUGACAUGCGGCGCCUCAUCAUGCACAACCAGUCUGGGCCGGAACCGCGGCCUGGGCUGUGGUUUCGCAUCUCUUUGGAGAAUCACCUCAACACGUCUCCUAAUGAUUCACGUUCCAUUCGGCUCAUUCGCCCGGCCGCGGCGUCGCUCGUGUCUGCGCUGACUCCAGCGAUCUCACGGACGGAGCGUCUGACCCUCUGGCCCCCAACAAGUUCCUACCCGGACGUCGCUUACCCGUAUCAGGACUUCCUUCCUCUUUUCAGGUCCCUUCAGACGCUCCACAUCACGGCGAAGGGCAUAGCACAUCGCCCGCAUUCGCCUAGGUAUCUCUCCGAGGUUUUGGGACCUUUCAUGGUUCAAAAUGCCAUACGCUGGUCCGGAUUACGACGCGCGCUACCUGAUCUACAAGAAAUGACGGUCACCCAGGACGGGAACAUUGUCGAGCGUGUUUCUUGCCCCUCUGUCAUUCAUGCAUAAA
Cyclocybe aegerita is the source of this 1599-nucleotide messenger RNA. Lineage: Eukaryota; Fungi; Basidiomycota; Agaricomycetes; Agaricales; Hemipholiotaceae. The record is from the annotation of a GenBank genome assembly.